This is a messenger RNA of Aspergillus caelatus, 597 nucleotides long. RefSeq names its product EF-hand domain-containing protein. Gene Ontology annotation, molecular function: calcium ion binding. Lineage: Eukaryota; Fungi; Ascomycota; Eurotiomycetes; Eurotiales; Aspergillaceae. The transcript has 6 exons. The record is from RefSeq and is a predicted model, not a curated record. The coding region runs from base 1 to 597 and encodes 198 amino acids.
AUGCGUGUCUCCCUAACCACUAUCUUUUCCUCCGUGCUCUGCACUGUUUUGGUUUCAUCCCAGGAUCUCGACACCUACGCCGAAAAAUGUGUCAACGAUUAUGGUAUUCCACAGGCAGAACCUAUCCCCGGCUCUUUCUCCCAGUGUACGAAUGACAAUGGGGCACGUGGUGCCAUAGACCUUGUUGAACACAAAUUCGGGCAUAGUAAUGUUUACGCUGUCACCGAGCAGGUUGUGGCCGGUACCAACUAUGUCAUCUUUGUUAUUCGCAACGAACGAACAUAUCGGGUUCCUGUUUACAAAGAUCUUGAGGGGAACUAUUCUCUUCAAGAAGGUAUCUGCUACGAUCUCCCAUCAGAACAAGUUAAACAAUUCAGGACGCUAUUCAGGGAGAUGAACAAGGGCGGUCGUAAGGACACACUUCUCACGGAAGAUGAGUUGGUGAACGCUCUGAAAGAUCAUCCCGUCCUGGACAUACCCGAACGGGAGGCCAGGAUGUUGUUCAAAGUGAUGGAUGUAAAUAAGGACAAGCAAGUCACAUUUACCGAAUUCAUUGAUGGGUUUGUAGCAGCAUAUGGCGUCGAUGACGAUGAAUAG